UCACAUUAACUCUAAGCUCAUCACUUAUAUCUUCAAUACAUACUAAGAACACUAAAAUAACACUAAUUAAGAGAAAUGGCUACUUCUAAAAUGGUGCUUAUCUUAGCUCUUCUUCUCCCUCUCAUCUUAAGCACCGUUAACGGUCAGGUUAUUAAGCCCGAGUUUUACAAACAGUCAUGUCCUCUAGCCGAGUCCAUAACAAUGAAUGUCGUCAGAGAAACUCUUUCUGUCGCCCCUUCUCUUUCCGGCCCCUUAUUGAGAAUGUUCUUUCAUGAUUGUUUUGUUAGGGGUUGUGAUGCUUCAGUCCUACUUGAUUCUCCAACCAAUCAAGCAGAGAAAGAUUCGAUUCCAAAUCUUACUCUCAGAGGAUAUGAAAUUAUAGACAGAGUCAAGAGUGCCAUAGAAAUGCAUUGUCCCGGAGUUGUUUCAUGUGCUGAUAUAAUAGCCUUGGUAUCUAGAGACGUUGUAGUUCAGAGUGGGGGAGCAUCAUGGGAAGUUGAAACAGGAAGGCGUGAUGGUCUCGUUUCAUUGCUUAGCGAUGGUUUAGCUAAUUUGCCGGCACCUUUUGCUAACAUAACCUCUUUGAAGAGCCUUUUCUUGCAAAAAGGACUUAGUGUUAAAGAUCUUGUUGUCUUAUCAGGGGCGCACACAAUAGGCACGGCUCAUUGUUCAGCCUUCACAAACCGACUCUACAACUUCACAGGAACAAGUGCCAACUCCUUUGAUCCAACCAUGGAUUCUAACUACGUUGCUGCGUUACGUAAAAAAUGUGUACAAAAUGGCCCUAGCAAUGUGUUAGUAGAAAUGGACCCCGGAAGUUCCAAGAAAUUCGACGAAAGUUACUACAAACUCGUGUCUAAGAGAAGAGGGUUAUUUCAAUCUGAUGCGGCGUUGCUUGAUAAUUCCGAAACUAAAAGUUACGUUCAAACUCACAUGGGCGGUAACUCGGCCAGUUUCUUUAAAGAUUUUGGGGUGUCCAUGGUUAAUAUGGGCAGGAUUGGUGUUCUUACUGGUAAUGCUGGUCAAAUAAGGAAAGUUUGUUCAAAGAUUAACUGAUCGAAUUGACGUGGAACAAAAUUCUUCCCAUUUUAAAUGUUCAUAAAUUAAUAAAUAACAAGUUACACAAUUGUGUAUAAAUAUAUUAAUAGGACCAAAAGAAAAAAAUUUCGGUUCCUAAAAUGUAUGAUAGUUUUAAUAUAUAUGUAUUGGUUGAGAGCAUAUAAGUUCAAGUGAGAUUUCGCCCUCCCAAUUUUAUACUCUAUAUUGGAGAAUUUGUAAUAGUUCCCUUUAGUUUGAUACUCGACAUAUUCUUUCAUCGAAAGGCAUCUAUAAAUUCUAUAUAUAUGUAAUUUGUACGGAGUAACUUGUUGUGAAAA
Spinacia oleracea (spinach) is the source of this 1376-nucleotide messenger RNA. Its product is annotated as peroxidase 27. Gene Ontology annotation, biological process: response to oxidative stress; hydrogen peroxide catabolic process. Gene Ontology annotation, molecular function: heme binding; peroxidase activity. The record is from RefSeq and is a predicted model, not a curated record. The coding region runs from base 76 to 1056 and encodes 326 amino acids. NCBI's taxonomy places the organism in Eukaryota, Viridiplantae, Streptophyta, Magnoliopsida, Caryophyllales, Amaranthaceae. The transcript is spliced from 4 exons.